AUGCGAGGUCGACGACCACCGAGGGCAAUAUUGAUGGCGGUCAAUCCGGACAAGGGCGCUUUUCCGUUGCUCAUGACGAUUCCCUAUGAGAAUACGAGGAGCAGUGCCGACAGCGAGGAAGCAACUAAAAACAUGAUGGGAGCCGAUGAGGAGAACGGCGGCGGCGUCGAUGAUCGAUCGAGCCGCACCUCGUCCGGAAUAAUGCGAUUCGAGGCCAAACUUGAUGAGGCUCAGGAGAACAGCAACGAGCAGGUUGAGCUUCUUCGACCCGAAGUUGAUGACGAUGACGAUCAGAACGAUAUCAACGACUAUGAUGACGAGUAUGAUGAUCCAUAUGAAUCGGACGCGAAGCGGCAACGAAAAGAAACCACACAGGAAUUUCUCGCCAGACAAUAUCAGAAUCUUGUUCAUUUCUUCGUCGAGGAUUGGUUCCUUUCCGCCAUGCUCGGAUUCAUCACCGCGAUAAUGUCGAUAGCGAUCGAUGUCGGAAUCGAGUACCUCGUUCAUUUCCGCAAUUAUUUAUUCGAGUCGGCGAGGGAGAGCCAUCGAUACACCGGAUUCCUCGCCUGGGUCUUGUACAUUACUGGUCUCGUUUGGCUGGCCGCGCUGACUUGCUACGCGUUCGGCAAACAGGCCGUCGGCUCGGGAAUACCGGAAGUCAAAGUACUCAUUCAUGGAUUUGUGCUCAAAAAUUAUUUGUCAUUGAAAACGCUGGUCGCCAAAAUGAUUGGAUUGACGUUGACGAUCGGCUCGGGAAUGCCCGUUGGAAAAGAGGGACCAUUUGUGCACAUUGGCGCCAUCGUUGCUUCACUUCUCAACAAGGCCACCACUGCCUGUCGGUAUAACGCGUUCUUCUCGAACGAAGGUCGUGCGAUGGAAAUGUUGAGCAUUGGAUGUGCUGUGGGAAUUGCGUGCACAUUCUCAGCGCCGAUGGGAGGAGUACUGUAUGGUAUCGAAUCAACGUCGAAAUAUUUCGCCGUCAAGAAUUACUGGAGAUCAUUCUUCGCCACCACUUGCUCGGCAAUGAUUUUCCGAUUUGCGGUUGCGUUCAUCGUGCCGCCACAUAUUGCUGGUACGAUAACCGCCUACUAUCAAACCACAUUCCCAAAUGAGGUGUUCGUCGUCGAAGAGCUGCCAUUCUUCAUUCUUCUUGGCAUUUUCACCGGCCUCAUCGGCGCGCUUUUCGUCUGGUAUCAUCGUCAAAUCUCAUUUUUCAAAAAGAAGAAUCGCCUAUUCAAGGCUGUCUUCGCCAACAAUCCGAUCACGUUCACCACUCUAUGCGCUGCGAUUUUCGCCGUCAUCAUCUAUCCGGAUGGACUCGGACAAUACAUUGCCGGAAAGAUGACGUUCCGCGAGACGCUUGUCGAUUUCCUCUCAAAUUGCACAUUCUCAUUGUCGAACAUUUCGUCGAACGGAUGCCCGCCAGAGGUUAUCGAGCAUUGGACCAUUGGCAACUCGUUCCAUCCGCUUCUCACCUUGUCGCUCUACUUUUUGAUAUUUUUCAUUCUUGUCCCGAUCUGCAUCACGCUGUACAUUCCAUCGGGAGUCUUCGUUCCAUGCUUCGUCAUCGGUGCAUGCGCUGGACGCAUUUUUGGCGAAGUGCUGACCGAAUGGUGGCCCGAAGGCCUUCGUGGUCUCGGACAACCGCAAAUCUAUCCUGGACUUUAUGCGGUCGUCGGAGCCGCUUCCUUCACGGGAUCCGUUACUCACUCGCUAUCCAUCGCCCUCAUCGUGUGCGAGACCACCGGCCAACUUUGCGCUCUUCUACCAGUAUUGAUUGCUUUGAUGAUUUCCAACGCGCUCUGCGCUUUCCUUCAACCUUCGAUUUACGACUCGAUCAUCAAAAUUAAUGGAUAUCCAUACCUCGCCGAUCUUCCUCCCAGUCGUAUGUCUGUGCAUCAAAUGAAAGUCGAAAGGAUUAUGGUGAAGGAUAUUGUGUAUAUCACUCGCGAUACCACCUACAGAGAGCUUCGGCAGAUUCUACUCGAGACGCCGACUCUCCGAUCGUAUCCAUUUGUGACGGAUAAACAAUCAAUGACAUUAUUAGGAAGUGUGGGACGCAAAUAUCUGGUAUACUUGCUCCAGAAGCGACUUGGACCUGAGCCAGAGCUCUACUCGCACAGAAGGAGGACCACAUCAAUUAAACGAACAAUCGCAAGUCGCACCGCAUCCGAGAUCUUCAGCACAAUUCAGAAUUUGAGAAAACAUUCUAGACGCGGAUCAUCUUUGAACAACGCCAUCAGCCAUCAUACCUCGAAUGGGCAUUCGCAGGUUCUCACCGAUCGCAACAUUUCUGGAAACACGCUUCUUCCGCAGUCGCCACUUCACGAGGAGCAGGGCGAGCGCAGCCGAUUGGCUCCGCUGUUGUACUCGCAGAAUGAGCAUCACGAGCCAAUUGUGCACUCAUUGGCGAAACGCGCUGAAAUUUUGUCGUCGAAACUGGAUUUGGAGGAGGUUGCCAUCGAUCCGGCGCCAUUCCAGCUUGUCCGUGGAACGUCGCUUUACAAGGUGCACACCCUAUUCUCACUGCUUGCUCUGAAUCACGCGUACGUCACCGAGAAGGGACGUCUUGUCGGCGUUGUUGCUCUCAAAGAGCUCCGCGAGGCAUUGAGCAACAUUUAUAGUCGAGGAGCUGUCGUGCCGCGACCGAGAGUCCGACUCUCAACAUUCCGUUUGAAUCAGGAUCAAGAUGAAGUAAAUGGAAAUGGAUCAAGUGAUGGUGAAAAGAAGAAAGACGAGAAGGAAGAGGAGGAAGGAAGCGAUGAUCCACCGCUAGUCGUCACGGCGCCAAGGAUCACGUUUGAAGCUCCAAGUGACACGAAUAUCAAUCAAAUUGGAGAAAUGGAUCAUAAUGAUCCAAAUCCGCCAUCGAUUUCAUAA
Caenorhabditis bovis is the source of this 2880-nucleotide messenger RNA. The record is from the annotation of a GenBank genome assembly. Lineage: Eukaryota; Metazoa; Nematoda; Chromadorea; Rhabditida; Rhabditidae.